Schistocerca americana (American grasshopper) is the source of this 3571-nucleotide messenger RNA. RefSeq lists its product as uncharacterized. Gene Ontology annotation, biological process: cell differentiation; regulation of transcription by RNA polymerase II; anatomical structure morphogenesis. NCBI's taxonomy places the organism in Eukaryota, Metazoa, Arthropoda, Insecta, Orthoptera, Acrididae. The coding region runs from base 251 to 2548 and encodes 765 amino acids. Gene Ontology annotation, molecular function: RNA polymerase II cis-regulatory region sequence-specific DNA binding; DNA-binding transcription factor activity, RNA polymerase II-specific. The record is from RefSeq and is a predicted model, not a curated record. The transcript is spliced from 16 exons.
GACCUCGGAGUACCCCGGCAUACCUGACGGCCGGCAGAAGACGUCCAGAGCGGGAGUGGCGGGUGUCGGCGGUGGCUCGUUCGAGUCGGGUGCAGCUGCCGAGGCCGCGGAGCUGGGCACAUCCGCCGAGUCACCGCGUGAGCUGGCCCGGCCGCAUUGCGCCGAACAUGGUGCGGGGAAGGACGCACUGACGGCACACGGCACAGAGGACCACCCGGCCAGCGUGGCGACGACCAGUUCGGACACGCCUAUGGAACAGAUGGACUACAGUGACGAGGCAGAAGGGCUGAAGACGCACAUCUCGACGGCUUUCGGUGGGCUGCUGGACCGAGCCCUCAGCAGUCACCUCGAGAGGGGACUCAGCCCAGGAAAAUUGCUCUACGCCACAACGCCCGACGCGGAGACCGUAAAGCAGAAAGCGAUGGCGGCACUGCACGAACUAGCCGUGCAACGCUGCAGGUGCUGCAGAGGGUCGCAGACCAACUGGGAGACGCGGUUCCCGCUGGCGACGUCCAGCAGCGAGGGAGCUACCGGGCCGGAAGAGGGGGCCGCCUCCGGCUUGCCACUGGUGGAAACUGACCAACUCGCACCUCCGAAGUGGGAGAUCCAGCAAGUGUGCGUUAAAGAAGAAACUCCGACUGAACCACUUGCUGAUGAUCCAGUUUCCAUUUCUGAUGCGCAGAUCAUUAAGGGAGAGGUUCUUGAAGAUCCAGCAGCAGACUCGGGGUUCAGUGUAUUUAUUAAAGAGGAUCCAGACUUAGAUUUAGGUGUGGAUGCAACUGACAAUAAAGAGGCAGCCACAAGCGGAUACACUUCAGAUAUUACACGAUGCACCACUCCAGCCUCAUCUAGCCUGUCGGUCUCUGAUGUUGGCAGCAGUGGCCUGGCUGUCCCUGACACGUCGCACCUCGGCAGUGACUACUGGGAGGAGUACGCCCCCACAGAUGACGCGACGACGACGUUGACGGGUGGUGCCGGUACUCUGACCUCUGCAGCUGUCGUCACAGCCGACAGUAGUGGCGGUGGUACUGAGAGCGACAGCAGGGGAACCACCGCUAGCAGUGCUGCCAAUGCGACAGGCGAGGAGCAGCCCCUCACUGGUGGUGGCUCUGCCAGUACUGCCAACACUAAGCCACCAUUCUCCUACAGGAUGCUCAUUGCUAUGGCCAUAAUACAGUCACCGCACAGGAGACUGACGCUGUGGGAAAUCUUCACCUACCUCGUGAGCCGCUUCCCCUACUUCAGACGCAACAAGAAGAUCUGGCAGAACUCGAUACGCUGCUGCCUGUGGUCUGGCAAGUGCUUCGUCAAAGUGCGACGGGGGCGUGGCGACGCCAGUGGCAAGUACUGCAACUACUGGACGCUCGACCCGCAGUGUGGCGAGAUGUUCGAGAAUGGGAAAUUCUGCUGCCGGCACGUGAAGAGACCGACCUGCAGGGGUCUCGCGGUGGCGGCGACCGCGCGCCGAGCGCAUCCGCACCUCUGCCGGCGCGAACACCGCCGCCGGCAACACGACACGCCCUACACGAGCCCGGCGGAGUACCGGCAGCUGCCGGAGACCGCAGGCGGCGAGGCGCGACCGUCCUAUCCGCUCUGCACCAGGAGGGCGACGGUGACUGAGAUUUACGCCUACAUCGCGAGCCACUUCCCCUACUACGAGCGCAACAAGAAGGUCUGGCAAAAAUCGAUCCGCAACAUCCUGUCGCUCGGCAAGUACUUCGUCAAAGUGCCGCGGGAGGACGGCGACCGCAAGGGCGACCGCUGCUGCUUCUGGGUGCUCAACUGGAAAUACAAGGAGAGGUUCGCAAGUGCCAACUUCCGCUGGAAGCAGUCCACGAAGCGGCCACUUCGCAGGGGUCCGAAGGCGAUCACCGCACCUUUAGCGCCCUGCGAGAAAACUGUCACCUCGCUGCCCUGCGCCAGCACUGCCACCCCAACCUCCACAACCGUGUCAGUCUCCGGUGUUGGGAACCCUGGAAAGGACGCCCCCAAUUCGUCCCACCCUCGCAGUGACCGCAGUUGGGACUUCUCGGCAUCAGACGCAACAACAUCUGUGAGCGACACUCCAACUCCAACUCCAACUGUGUCCGGUGGCAGAGACGACUGUACCAAUGGUGGGGGAACCACCGUGUGCAGUGCUGCCGGCGGAGCAACCGAAGAGCAGCGCCGUGGGGAUGCCGGCUCAGCCAGUACUGCCAACACGAAGCCACCAUUCUGCUAUGUGAUGCUUGCUGCUAUGGCCAUAGCACAUUCACCAGACAGGAGGGCGACGCAGUCGGAGAUCUGCGCCUACAUCGAGAACCGUUUCCCCUACUUCGAUCGCAAGAAGAAGGUCUGGCGGAGCUCGGUCCGGGCGUACCUGUCGCUCGGCAAGUACUUCGUCAAAGUGCCGCGGGAGGACGGCGAUCGCGGGCAGCACUACUGGACGCUCAACCCGCAGUACGAGGACGUGUUCAACUACGGCAGCUUCCGCGACUACCCGUGCGUGAAGCGGACGUUGUGCAGGCAGUGCGAGAAGCAGCCGUUUCUCGGGCCCCGGGAGCGGUGACGCCGACGCCACCGCCAGCGCCUCCCGCCACCUCCAGAUCGCGCGACGCAGCCCCGCCGUGUCGGAGCACCUCGAGCUGCCGGCUGCUGCCGACAGGUUGCAGUGCGGUCCCACGCCUCUCUCGACUGCCGUCACCGCCUGUCCCUACUGUGCCAGGUACGAGCACAGGUCUACUCAAAUUUCUGACGGGUACAACAGUGCUCCAUUUGAAGAAAGUAAUCAUGAUGUGCUGAUGGAGCAGGAGGAGAAAACACAGUUCAUCAGUUGUAGUCUUCGAACACAAGAAAUUGUGUCACAAGAGAAUAAUUCGUUCUGCAGUGCAGAUAGUGUGGGUGCGAUGGACCGGAACUUUUCUGUCUUGACUUGCAGUUCGUGCAUACGGAGCUUUACAUCAAAAUACAGCCUCAUAAUGCAUUUUUUCAUUGAUAUUGAUACUGUAGAACCACAAUCACAUGUUUAUAGAUGCUGUGGUGAAGUGUGUCUCACUGAUUUCAUGCUGAAUAAGCAUUUGAAUAUGAAAUACAGUGACAUGACCCUGCAUGCUCAUUUGGUGACAGUAGUAAGGUGUGUAUUUUAUUUUUUAUUUACACGUCAAGUUCCGUAGAACCAAAAUGAGGAAGCAAAUCUCCAAGGUCGUGGAUCGUGUCAGUACAUGUACAGUGUAGCUUCAGUGAUUUGUGCAAAGACGUAUUCAGUUCAAAAGAUCACGUGCCUGUUUCUUUCAGUGGUAACAAUUCACAUAAACAAGUCACAGACAUUGAUCACAUAUCACAGGGACAUUGUCGUUGACCCAGUAACUGCCCUCUGCCAAAAUAAAUGCACAUGUGAAGCUGUACAAAUGAACUGUAUGUAGUAAAUACUUUGCUUUUCCUUGUUACCCCAAGAACUGUGCUAUUGUCUAGAGUAGGGGUCUCCAAACUAUGGCCCGCGGGCUGAAACCGGCCCGCGUUAGCUGGCCGGACAUCCCCGGUAUCCGGCCCGCCAAACAUUUGAGGUGCUACCUAUACUGCCAACAAUUGAGUG